UCUCCUCUACUUCAGGCCGCAGGAUAGUUGCUGAAACAUGCCGAGACACUUGCAGGGCAGCUCGGGUCUGUCGCAGGUCCGCGUGGCUCGUUCUGGUUUGUAGCCUAGUUGGAUCUACUUUGUGGUAUGGUCUCCCCCACCAUAUCUGAAUAUAACUAUUGCAAAGGAGGGGGAAUAAAGUAAAAGAUUAGCAAUAACUGCCCAAUAACAAGGUGAAGAAUACAGGAGAUCUGUACACCAAUAUUGGAAUCGAUGUUCGAUCAAGCCACGACUAUGGGCGAUGGGAUCGCAGAGGAACGCAACCACCACCACCACCACCGUGGAUCCAACUCUCUGUGCCGUGACCGGAUGGACAAAUGCCAUACCGAACUUGGGAGCAGGUCGCCGGUGCAGAGUACAACCGAUACCGCGGGUACAUCGGCGUCUACCCCCACCUCCUCCAGUGAAGACGGACAUGAUAAACUGGACCCAGUGGACCCAGACUACUGCCAGAGGAUUUUAGUUCGAGAUGCUAAGGGAACCAUCCGGGAGAUCGUGUUGCCAAAGGGUCUCGACCUCGACAGGCCAAAACGCACGCGGACCUCCUUCACUGCAGAGCAGCUCUACCGGCUCGAGCUCGAGUUCCAGCGCUGCCAGUAUGUAGUCGGCCGAGAGCGCACUGAGCUGGCGAGGCAGCUGAACCUGUCUGAGACACAGGUCAAAGUGUGGUUCCAGAACCGUCGCACCAAGCAGAAGAAGGACACGACCAAGGACUCUGACAAGCGCUCCUCCUCCACCUCCGAGUCGCUGGCCACCUGUAACAUCCUGCGCCUCCUCGAACAGGGCCGCCUCCUCUCCGCCCCGCCCCCCAACCCCCCAUUGGGCCACCACCCAGGAAAUGGCUCCCUAUUGGUCAGCUCCGGCGGCGGCUCCUCCUCGCCAGGGGUGAGUAGAAGCACGCCACCAGGAAAUGGUGUUUAUGCCAUGGGUGGAACUUUCGGGCUGUCACUGCCCUCCCUGGGAGGGACUUCACCUUCGCCGCGUCUGGGCAUGCCACCGCCGCACUCACUGUGCUUCUCAAUGCCGCUGCUAGGGGGCGCUCAUCAUGAACUGGCGUCUGGGUACGGGUGUGGGUCCUCUGCGUUCGAGCCGUACAUGCGGCUGGACAGGAUCUCCAAGGAUGGAGAUCUGAGUGGGAAGAAGAGAGUUUCCUAAAAGUCGGACAUUUUGGGGUUGGGGUCCCACCUAUCCAGCCACCAACAUUGUUGUCCGUCAUUGGUUGGAUCAUCAACAUAAUUGGCCAUCAUUGGCUGACAAGGAUGAACAGACAGCUGGGAGGAGGUGCACCUCAGAAAGAGAUUACAGCAGGACUCUCUUUGCGCCGCCAUUUUGUGUUGUUGGUUGCACCCUGUUCUCACCCGUUCUUCAGCUACUGCCUGCCACGGGGGGAGGGGAGGGGGUGGAACAGGACCACGUGGUGUGACAGACAGGGGUGAUGAUGAUGUCCGUCCCACACGAAAACCUUGCUUGUGAAUUUUUGGGAGAAAUUAAAUGUGUGUGUGAUUCAUAUGGAGAACAGAUUUAUUUUUCUUAACGCUUCUCCUCCUUCGUUCACUUUGUGUGAUCGUUCCCUUCUUUCUUUCUUUAGGCUUUCAUUUUCUUUCUGUUCCAUAAUAUGUUUUUUGAAAGUCUGACAUUUUAGAAAAGGCCCUGACUAAGUCAAUGUAAGUGAAUAAGCGUGAUAUUGUCUAUAGAUUACAUUACAAUACAAAGGAGAGCAACCAGUUAGCCCUUUAACAUAUUACAUACCUUCCAGCAAAAUUACCAGGUUUCCCAUCAUGUGGCAGUUUUCUGCCAGAGCGUUCCAAGUAAAAUAAUAAUACGCAUUAGCAGUUUCUAAUGUUAAUUUGCACUGUAUAGUGUCCAACACUGAUUCCUGUAAAUUCUGUAUUUGGUUGGUUGUGUGUGUAUUUGAAAAAAUGUGGACAAAUGGUGUGUAAACUAAAGCUAGUCCUAGGUCAAAUCCAUACUAGGAAGAAGAAGAAAAAGCAGUUGAGAAAAGGUACUGGGGGAUAUGUCCUUGCCAAAGUAACGGGUUAGCGAUAGCGCCGUUAGCUUCUCCUCUGCUCUGCGCUACACCCUCAUGUCAUCGUGUUGUCCAAUCAACUGGAGUAAAUCUAGAUCAACCUGAGGAGCUUGACCUCUGACCUCUGACCUCUAACCCCCUGACCUUUUAUCCACUCCCAUGAUAUUAACUCUUGAUGUGUAAUUCACCGGUGACACAGUAUCAAUCCGUAUGCGUUACCAUUGGCUACAGAGACUACUCUCUGGUUUAAAGCCACCCACCCGCAGGUUACCAUGACGACCCCCGGGUUUAGAUAAUCUCUGAAUGUUUGCAAACAAAAAGGGCUCAUCAUCGUUGGGGGGCGGGGUCGGGGGUGAAUUUGUUUUAGUGUACAUAAAAAGCGACCCAUCUGUCCCGUACAUAUCCCACCACAGCACCCAUGUACUUGGUCUGGCCAAACACUCCUUCUCCCAAAUCUUGUGUUUGAAUGUUGGUCACGUGGGUUUGGUGCGCACACAUACACAAACAAACACACACACACACAGAAUGUCUAACCGGUUCAUAUCAAUCCUUCUUAUCUCAUGGAAGUCUGUGUGUGAUGUUCUGAUGGGUCAACAGAUGGAUGCAGUAGGCCUCAUCUCUUUUCAACUGUUUUCUUCUCUAAUGUCAUAAUAAGCUUUUUUUUAUGUAUAUGUUUUCUCAGAUUGCUUUUUCCAUUUCUCUUUUUAUGAUUUAACUAUUAUAUUUGGCUAUUCCUUCCCAGACCCCCUCCUACGCGCAAGACUUGCCCAUUGUUUGAUUUCCAUCCAUUUACUUUGAUCUAAAGCACUUUAUGUUCCUAGAAGAUAUUUAUAUGAUCUCCCAUCUCCCUUUUUAAAAAUAGUUUGUUGUCAUGUGCUAGACCAUGGAAGUUAUUUGAGAUCUUGAGGUAUCAGAUAUUCACAGGUUUGUAUCACAAAUGGCACCCUAUUCCCCAUGCAGUGCACUACUUUUGGUGAGAGGUCUAUUACAAAUGGCACCCUAUUCCAUAUACUGCACCUAUAAUCCUCCCUACAGUCACUCUCCUAUAGGUAGGGUUGCAAAAUUCCGGGAACUUUUAAUACAUUCCCUGGUUUUCUAUAAAUCAUGGUUGGAGGAUACGGAUUUCCUGCUUAUUCUCUCCUGAUUCAGAGAUUCCUCCAACCGGGAUUUAUUUAAAGUUCCCGGAAUUUUGCAACCCUACCUAUAGGUACAGUUCUAAAUGCAGUGUAUGCAGACUAUCCAUUAAGAAGACAGGUUAAGGGUUAGUCAGAGAUUCUGGAUUCAGUUCAGACACUUUCUGUUUUUUCCCCCAAAGAGACUCGAAGCUCCAAGCCGUAUUCACUGUAAUUCCACCUCAAUUUGUCAAUGUUAACUAGAGUUAUCUCCGCUGGGUCCUUUGACAACUUUUAAUUUUUUUAUACUCACGCUUGGUGAUUUUCCUAUGCGCUGGCCAUUCAUAUUUCAGGUCCCUGCUUGCUUUUACUGUCAGUUGACUCUCUGAAUUGAAUCACAAUAGGUCACAUAUGUAGGUCACAUACACUGAGUAUACCAAACAUUAGGAACAGCUUCCUAAUAUUGAGUUGUUCUCGUGAAGGUCCUGGUUUGCUACGUGAUGACAUCAAUACAAAAUGGCCGACCUGAUCACCGUUCUUCACAAGUAAACGCCAAGGUCGUCUACCUAAAUUGAUUCAAAGCCUGAAAAAAUCCCCUUCUGUGAAAAAAGUGUGAGGGCAAAACAUUCUGAUAGUAAAACAACAGAUUUGUUCUACUACGGUGUCUCUCUGACCUUCUGACCUUUCUCUGCCAGUCUCACCUUCACGUUGUCGCAGUGAAGCACCGCUGUGGGUCUUGUAGUCGUGGAAACCUCUCUGUUUGUGUCUUGUUGCCGUGGAUCUACUGGGGCUGUUGUUGAAAAUCAUGUUAUUUUCAAUAAGCAGCAUCCAAUAUUCACAUCGUCCUCCAUCAAAUAUUGAAGGGAGAGACAGACCUGAGAGGCAGAGAGGGAGGCAGAGA
Coregonus clupeaformis (lake whitefish) is the source of this 4078-nucleotide messenger RNA. Its product is annotated as ventral anterior homeobox 2-like. The coding region runs from base 253 to 1194 and encodes 313 amino acids. Gene Ontology annotation, biological process: neuron differentiation; brain development; regulation of DNA-templated transcription. Gene Ontology annotation, molecular function: DNA binding; DNA-binding transcription factor activity, RNA polymerase II-specific. The transcript is spliced from 3 exons. NCBI's taxonomy places the organism in Eukaryota, Metazoa, Chordata, Actinopteri, Salmoniformes, Salmonidae. The record is from RefSeq and is a predicted model, not a curated record.